Molecule: messenger RNA, 855 nt
Organism: Leptinotarsa decemlineata (Colorado potato beetle)
Lineage: Eukaryota; Metazoa; Arthropoda; Insecta; Coleoptera; Chrysomelidae
Gene: VGlut
Product: Vesicular glutamate transporter
Biological process (GO): transmembrane transport; neurotransmitter loading into synaptic vesicle; synaptic transmission, glutamatergic
Cellular component (GO): excitatory synapse; synaptic vesicle membrane
Molecular function (GO): L-glutamate transmembrane transporter activity; neurotransmitter transmembrane transporter activity
Source: RefSeq, a predicted model, not a curated record
AUGGGUUACACUCACUGUGGACCUAAGUACUUAGCCACCUAUUUACGUACCAACCAAUCGUCUCAUGCUAGUUCUCUCAGGAAUGCCCUCUUAGGUGCAUUACCGCAUCUGCUCAUGACUAUCAUAGUUCCAACUGGAGGAAUACUUGCAGAUCGGAUACGAAAACGAGGAAUUUUGACAACGACCCAAGGAGUAACCUACCCAGCCUGCCACGGCAUAAUGAGGCACUGGGCUCCACCUUUGGAGAGGUCACGUUUAGCAACACUCGCUUUCAGUGGCUGCUACGCCGGAGUUAUGUUUUCUAUGCCCAUUUCGGGCGAACUAGUGGAACAUUUUGGAGUUUUAGCUCCGUUUUAUUUUUACGGAGUUGCUGGAAUUUUGUGGAAGCAAUAUGACCAAUUCAAUGCAUCGAUCAAACAUCAGAAAAGUGAAGGUACAGUUGCAGACGACGUCAGCACCCCGGAAAGCCUACCAGAAUACGACCAACCACCUCUUCGGAAGAUCGACCAGUACAUCAGACCGGAACUACCAUGUCUGACGAAACGAGCCACGGUCGCCCUGCUGAGCUGUGUAGGGUUUAUUAUCAUGUUUGGUAUGAGAAGCAGCAUGGGAAUGAUCAAAUUGAAAAUGAAUAAUACUUGGACACCAGAGACGUUAUCUGCAGUUGAUGCUGCCAUUUUUUGGGGUUAUUUCGUGACCCAAAUUCCUGGAGGACUCAUAGCCGCUGCUUAUCCGGCCAAUAAGUUAUUUGGGGCGGCAAUUGUGACAUCUUGUGUUCUGAAUCUUAUCAUUCCAGCUCUCUAUCAAAAACCCGAUUUUCUCAUAGUAAUUAAAGUUCUACAGGGUUUAGUAGAG